GCUCCCUCUCCACCACUCUCUCCGCCACUAAAAAUCUCUCUCAGUUUGUCUACUGCGCCAAUGUCUCAAAUCCAGAGCCGUGUGACGCCGAUCACCAAGCUAACGGCGGUGUCGAGCGACCCGAGCAUGUCGGGUCGGGUCUACUCGCUGACAGCGGCUGACCACGCAAUGGAGUUACACAGCGCCGCCGUAGUGAUGUACUACAACGAAAAUCCAUUCGGGUCGUUCAUUUUGGACCCGAUGAGAGAGUCGCUUUCGAGGGUUUUGUCGCUGUACCCGACAGUGACGGGUCGGUUGACCCGAUCGGAGAAUGGCAACUGGGCAGUGAAGGCGAACGACGCCGGAGUUAGGGUUACGAUGACAAAGGUGGGGACCACUCUUGAUGAAUGGCUCAGAUCUGCCGAUUCGGCCGAGGAAAGAUAUCUAGCGCCUUUCGAAGAAAUGCCGGAGAAUCCAUAUAUCUGGUCGCCUUUCCGAAUACAGAUCAAUGAGUUUGAAGGAGGGGGUGUGGCCAUUGGAGUGAGCUUCACUCACCUAACUGCAGACCCAACCUCUGCAACUUUCCUCCUGAAAGCAUGGGCUGAUGCUCACCGGGGCGAACCCGUGUCGCCACCGAUUUUCACCCGUCCAUCGAUUGGAGACGGUGAACAAAUCCCGAACACGGCCACGAAAUCAACCAGCUUCUAUGCCAACAAGUCCAAGACAUGGACACAAAAUCAACCAGCUUCUACUACCAAAAUGGCCUCUGCUACCUUCAAAUUCUCCAACUCAACAAUCAACCAAUGGCUAUCAAAAACAGAGCACCAUUGUCCUAACGCCACCCCUUUUGAUCUCCUGGCUGCUCUCUUCUGGAAACAAGUCCUACAAAUUAAGGGUCUGUCCCAAAAUGAGCUGAAUCAUUCAUUAUCAAUCUGCACUGACUUAAGAACUUCAUUUCAAUCCUCACAAAGGUUCUACUUUGGGAAUGCUCUGCUUUUUUCAGAGCUCUCUGUAAGCUCAAAGGACAUGGAGCAAUGGGAUUUGGGAGAGAUUAUGGGAUUGAUACACAGCCAUUUGGAGAAGGUCGAUGAGGAGGACGAGAUUCGGACCGCGAUGGAAUGGCUCGAGUCGAGGAAAGAAAAGGGCGGGAAAUAUGCGGCGCCGUUCAAGAUGUACGGGCCGGAAUUGACUUGUGUAAGUAUGGAACAUAUGGGGGUGAAAUUGAGUUAUGCAACGAAGUUUGUGAGGGAUUCAAAGGCUGUUCAUGUGUCGUAUAAUGUUGGGAAUUGUGAAGGGGAUGGAUUGAUUGUUGUAAUGGCUUCUAAUGAAGAAGGGGUUGCGAGGAAUGUGAUGGUGAUGCUACCGGAGAGGGAGAUGGCUGAGCUUUGUAAGGAUGAAGCUGUUUUGAGGUUCAAUCCGACAGUGAUUCUUGGUGGAAGGUUGGUUUGAUGAACAACGUUGUACUUGAUGUUCUAUGUUCUAGGAUUAUGUUGUGUUUGUGUGAGUUUUUAUGUGUUUUCGUUUAGAGCGAAAAUUUGAAACUCGAAGUACCUUGUUUAGACUGAAAAGGGGUGUUUCGUAAGAAUGAAGAUUGAAAUAGGAGAUAGGGGCGGAGCGGGGACGGAGAUAUAAUCCCUUACUCUAGACUUGUUUAGCUAAUUGGAGAGAAAUUUCUUCCAGUAUCUCUCUCGUCCCUUGUUUAAAUGAGGAUUUUCUGUCUCGUUUGAA
This is a messenger RNA of Cucurbita pepo subsp. pepo (vegetable marrow), 1707 nucleotides long. The record is from RefSeq and is a predicted model, not a curated record. NCBI's taxonomy places the organism in Eukaryota, Viridiplantae, Streptophyta, Magnoliopsida, Cucurbitales, Cucurbitaceae.